AGAGAGAGCGAGAGAGUCAUAAAUGCAAUAAUUACAGCUUCAGAAAAACUCUCCUGGUUCAACAGGCUGCCUGCGUAGCUAACAACACUUCUGUCCAUCUGACAGGCGUCACACAGGGCCCAGGGAACACAUCUGUUUGUGCUCCUCUUCUUCUCUGGAUUUACUUUUCAGCAUUACCUUUCAUUUCUCGGCAUGGAUCUGCUCCUGGAUUCUGGUUAAUUCAAUCAAGUUUCCUCCAGACAGCACUACUUUUCCUGACUCACUUUUUUCUCCCCCCCCCCCCCCCCCCGACCCCUAAAUGAAGAAUAAGGAAUCAUCUACCAUGUCUGUAACUGCCCUGUUUAGAGGCAAGUGGGGGCAGAAGACUGAAAGCAAGGAGAAGCCUUCAGCAGCUGUGAUUCAGCCCAGUCACAUGGAUGAGGAUGAUGAAGACGAAUCAUCAGUGGGCUUCAGCAGAAAGACAAAGCUGAGGAACUCCCGCUUCUACAGCUCCAUGAGGAAGAAGAAACAGGCGGCAGGGGAGCUGUCUGACAACUUGACCAGACCCGGUUCGGACCAAAGUCCCUGUUACAGAGCAGGACUCUCCCCCUCUAACGCACCCUCGCCCCAAAAGUCGCCCUUGUUGCCUGGGGCGAGACGCCCUCCGCCUUCACCACUGCUCCAUCACUCCAGAACGGCGUUGCCAAGCAAUGGGGAGGCCAGCAGCCGACAAGCUCAGUACAAAAGAGAUGCUGCGGAGAGGACGGGAGGAGGUGUGGGAGGAGGGAGGAGUGUGGACAUCUCUGCUUCCUCCUCAAACAACCAGCAGAGAGAUUUCACAGCCGAUAGCUUCACUUACCGGACUCACAACAUCCAGAGUGGAGACAUCAAGCAGCUGUCCGAGCAAACCUCCGCAGCCUGCAGCGUACAGGAAGUCAGAGGGAAAACCAUGAGCUCACAUAGGGCGACUUCUGACGGAGCAGACCGGGAGAACGGCAACCUCGGGUUGCUGAGCAAUGGAGACGGCUCCCAGACGAUCCACCAUGGCAUCAACAUCGUCAAAAACAUCGCCUUCCUGUACCAGGAGUACCGGGACACCUCCAAGCAGCAGGAGAUCGAGCAGCGGCGUCAGCGUGAGAAUCUGUCUCCGGGGGUCACUGCAGGGACGGUGGUGGAGGGGUCUGGGGUCGUGCCCCCCCCGGCGUUACAGUUGCAGCUCAGGAACAGCGCUCGCUCUCUGACUCUGUGGCAGAACCUGGACGUGGUUCAGGCCAGCGGACUGCUCAACCAGCUGCCACAGAAAGAAGUCAUCAUGCAGGAGGCCAUGUUUGAGCUUGUCACCUCAGAAGCAUCCUACUACAAGAGCUUGGAGAUUUUGGAGACCCACUUUCUACGUAACCCUGCUUUAAUCAACACUCUCAGCCAGUCCGACAUGCACUUCUUGUUUUCAAACAUCGAGGAGGUGAUGAAGGCCAGUGAAAGGUUCCUGAUGGACCUUGAGCACAGAAUUGAGAAGUCCAUUUUGAUUUCUGAUGUGUGUGACAUCGUUUCGCACCAUGCUGCGGAGCACUUCAAUGUCUUCAUCAAAUAUGUCAUUAACCAGGUGUACCAGGAGAAGAACUACAGACGCAUUCUAGAGGGAAACCAGGCGUUCAGGGAGGCCAUGGCGACUCUUGAGAACCAUUCUCGUGUCCGGGGUCUGUCCUUCACAUCCUUCCUCAUCCUUCCUUUCCAGAGGAUCACCAGGCUCAAGCUGCUCAUACAGAAUAUCCUGAAAAAAGCAGAGGAGAACUCAGAGAGGGAAGCAAAUGCUAUAAAAGCCCACCAGCAGCUGGAGCAGAUUGUGAAAGAGUGUAACGAGGGGGUGCGAAAGAUGAGUCGCACUGAGGAGCUCAUCAGCAUCGAGAAAACUCUGGAGUUUAAAUCCAAGUCUGUGCCCAUCAUUUCCCACUCGCGCUGGCUGCUGAAGAAGGGUGAGGUGCAGCUGAUGGCUGGCCCGAAGAGCACCAGGACAAUGCGGAGUCGUAAGCUCUACCAGCCUGUGUACUUGUUCCUCUUUAACAAUUUGCUGCUGGUCACCAAACGUAGCUCCAGUGGGGACAAGUUCCAAGUUCUUGACUCGUGCACGAGGGCGAUGUUGAGGACUGAGGAUCUGGAGGAUCAGGGCCAGAUGCUUGCAAACGUCUUUAAUCUGAAGCUGCUGGAGAACCAAGAGGAGCGCCCGGUCAGCUACAUGCUCAAGGCCAGCAGCAUGAGUGAUAAGCUUCGUUGGGUGUGUGCCCUCACUCCAAACCGACGCACACGCUUCAUGUCUACCAGUGCACACCAACCAGACUCUCCACAGGUGCAAUGUAUUCAGUCAUACUCAUCCCAAGAGCCAGAUGAACUCUCCAUUGAGAUGGCCGAUGUUUUGAACCUUCUGGAGAGAACAGAUGAUGGUUGGAUGAUGGGUGAAAGGCUUCAUGACGGCGAAAGGGGCUGGUUCCCAAGUCGAGUUGUGGAGGAGAUUCAUAGCAAGGAGAUCAGAGCUCAGAACCUGAGAGAGGCCCUUAGGAUCCAGCAGGCCCAGGAAGGCGGAGGAGGCCCACAAACUGGAACCAGAAGCGGCUUAAGGGUUGGGAGACGUACACCGAAAGUCUCCAGCUUCUCCAACAACUGGAUUGAUCCGAAAGGGGAGAGCAGUGAAAUGAAGCAGUGAAGCAGUAACAGUGGUGAAUGUGAACAUUCAGUCCCAUGUGCACUAAGAGAGAAAUAAUCAGGGUACAUGUGACUUUAUUCACAAACUAAGACACUUUGAUUGACACUUAGCGGUGGGUGGUUUUCUUAGAAAUCCCCAGUUUUGGUCUCGGUGAUCUGGGAUGCGUGAUCAAAGUGCUUGGGUAGAUAACCUUGUACAAGCAAUGCUGCAUGUCUCAAAAAACGUUUGUGAUGCAUGGAGGACAACCAGCUCUGUGUUUGGUUAUGAGCUUUGUAAGGGGUGGCAAGAACCUGGAAAUUUCUUGCACAGGUUCCUCAGAUGCAUGGGCAAGUUUUAAAACUCUUAAUAUGUUAAUUUCAUUGUGAAAUACCUUUCGACACUGAAUUACAGCCCACACAACACAACAGUCCAGUCUUACAGAAUACAUACAAUAAGUGUUGUAUGGAAAACACCAACUAUCCAUUAAAAAGUCUGUCUUACAAUAUUUUAAAAAGAGAGUCAGUUGAAGUGAUACUCCACCAAAAAUAGUGUAUGUUAUGGGUGUUAUAAGUUUAUAACAUUAGACCAACUAGACUCAAUGACGGAGAACAGAGGCAGCAGUCAUCUUGGCUUCACACAAAGGUUGCCACUUCCUCUAUAGAAACCAACGAGAUUGGAGCGCACAAUUGAUUGUUUUCACCUUUCAAUUUGUACUCAUUUAGUUUAACUAAAUAAGCUACAUCGCUGCCAUUGCUUCCUCACGGAGUUCAGAAUAACCUGAGACUUCUCUUCAGGUAAAGGUAAAAUGUCAACAUGAAGUCAUGUGCCAAUUAAUGUAAGUUGUUCCCAAAGAGCUCUCCUUCCGAAAGAAUAUUGUCCUGCUAGCAUUUUAACAUACAAGGCCAUAUUUUUACCGUUGCUUGGAACUACUCUUGGCUUCCCUCAGGUUGAUGUCUUCCCUUUCUUUAAAUGUUGACCCCUUUAUCAAAAUUGUUAAUCCUAAAUAAUUAAAAUAUUAGAAAUUGCAUGGAUGAGUCUGUGAAUGGUCUGAGAUUUUAUCUGCAAAGUCCUUGGAUUUCCAGAUUAUCUAGGCAGAUCGUCGAUACAGACCAAGAUCCCUAACCAGAUUAUUUUCCAAUUGUUAAAAGGGACGAAUCCGGUUGCAAUUGUCCCAAUCCUCCUCAAGUCUGAGCGUCGUCUUUGGGCAUGAACAGGAUACAUAUAUAUGACAGUCUUAAGAAAAUGAACACAGAAAGCAUUGCAGCAAUUGUGACACUGCAGCAGGCUGAAAACACAGGCUAAAAGCAGCUAACGUUAGUGCCAUCGAUUUAUAACAAACAUCAUUUGGAUGGGGUCUUAAGUUUAUUUCAGUCUUCCAACCGCUUAAAGCACUUCACCAUACAUGUCAUGAAGUCAUCUUCUAAACUCGAGAUACUGUGAAUCAAAUCCUUGAUCUUUUUAUUAGUGGGCAACUCAACCAACUAACUCCUUAGCCCAGCACCUCGAAUAGAAGUAUAGAAGACUAUGAAAUAGAUUAUUACAUAUUUAAAAAAAUACACCUAUGCUGGCAAACGCAUAACUCAUAAUAUAGCUCCACUCCCAAAUCAAAAUGACAGCCUACUCAGCUUAUAUUUUUUAGAAAUGAUAGCCUUUUUAAAGGCCUUUAAGUUCUUCACUCAAUACCUUUGCUAGUCUGAAACUGAUCAAAGUCAGUUCAUGUCUUCUCCACAGUACCUUGGUGCAAGAAGGCUUUCAUUUGAUUACACCUUAAAAAGGAUAUCUCUGCUAGUAAAAAAAAAACCCUAUUCUUCCUGCCAUGAAUUCAAUCAGACUGCCGCUUGUCUUCUCUGUCAAAGAACAAACUUCACACUAACUACCAUCCUCUAAGCCUACAGUGGUUCAUACUCAAAACAUACAGUUUCCGUUGUGUCACUUUAAAUCCACAGAAGUAAGAAUUGAAUGCCAAAUAAUUGCAAUAUAUUCUAACUGUAAAGAAUGUACUGUAUCAUCACUAUGGAUCAGCAUGAUUGUAAAACGUGUCUUUAAAUACGGUGUACAGUAUUGCAAACAUCUGAUGUUUAAAGUAAUAAUUACUAAAUAAUUGUUCUUUCAUUUUGUAAAAUGUAAAUUAUUGUUCAUAAAAAAGCAUUAAUCACAA
Molecule: messenger RNA, 4814 nt
Organism: Labrus mixtus (cuckoo wrasse)
Lineage: Eukaryota; Metazoa; Chordata; Actinopteri; Labriformes; Labridae
Gene: ngef
Product: neuronal guanine nucleotide exchange factor
Exons: 15
Coding region: 299-2677 (792 amino acids)
Biological process (GO): activation of GTPase activity
Molecular function (GO): guanyl-nucleotide exchange factor activity; protein binding
Source: RefSeq, a predicted model, not a curated record